Molecule: messenger RNA, 1599 nt
Organism: Macrobrachium nipponense
Lineage: Eukaryota; Metazoa; Arthropoda; Malacostraca; Decapoda; Palaemonidae
Gene: hgo
Product: homogentisate 1,2-dioxygenase-like
Exons: 10
Coding region: 132-1451 (439 amino acids)
Biological process (GO): L-phenylalanine catabolic process
Cellular component (GO): cytoplasm
Molecular function (GO): homogentisate 1,2-dioxygenase activity
Source: RefSeq, a predicted model, not a curated record
GUUUUCUAUGGUGGGGGGGCCAUGGAGUACGACUGCGGUAUUCAGAAGUAACCCACCACUACCCGUUUACCUGCAGACGAUUGGAGAAGCAUUGAGGUGUGGGUGUCUUCCCCAGUAAAGCCGCUGCCAAGAUGUCUAAAGACGGCUUGAAGUACCUGAGUGGAUUUGGAUCCGAGUUCGCUACUGAAGCGCUACCGGGAGCUCUGCCCGAGGGCCAAAAUAACCCGCAGGUGUGCCCUUAUGGACUGUACGCCGAACAGCUGUCAGGAACAGCAUUUACAGCCCCUCGCGAGAGCAACAAGCGAGCUUGGCUGUACAGGAUCCGACCGUGUGUUGUUCACACUCCCUUCGCUCCUAUAAAACAUCCUUAUCUCCUCAGCGAAUUCGGAAAGAGGCAUCCUAACCCUAAUCAGCUUCGAUGGAAUCCGUUCGACAUCCCGACGGAACCCACCGACUUCGUGAGUGGAAUCCGGACGGUGUGUGGAGCAGGGGAACCUCUCUCCCGACAUGGCUGCCUCAUCCACAUCUACGUCUGUAACACUUCCAUGGGGGAUACCGCCAUGUACAACAGCGAUGGAGACUUCCUUAUAGUUCCUCAGCAGGGGCCACUGGACAUCACCACGGAAUUUGGGCGUCUGCACGUCGAACCCAACGAGAUCUGCGUCAUUCAACAGGGAAUGAGAUUCAAAAUCGACGUUAACGGGCCAACUCGAGGCUACAUUCUUGAAGUGUAUGAUAACCACUUCGUUCUUCCGAAUUUGGGACCUAUCGGAGCCAACGGGUUAGCAAACCCUAGAGAUUUCCUUACACCGGUGGCAUGGUACGAGGACAGAGAGGUUAAGGAUUACAAGAUCAUCUCAAAGUAUCAGGGUCACCUGUUUGAAGCUCUGCAGAACCACUCCCCCUUCGACGUGGUGGCUUGGCACGGCAACUACGCCCCUUACAAGUACAACCUGAAGAACUUCAUGGUGAUCAACGCCACAGCCUUCGACCAUGCCGACCCUUCCAUCUUCACCGUGCUGACGUGUCCCAGCGCCAAGCCGGGGACAGCCAUUGCCGACUUCGUCAUUUUCCCUCCGCGUUGGGCUGUGCAGGACCACACCUUCCGUCCUCCCUACUACCAUAGAAACUGCAUGAGCGAAUUCAUGGGGCUGAUCUGCGGCAAUUACGAAGCUAAAGAUGAAGGCUUCCGCCCAGGAGGGGCUUCUCUGCACUCCAUGAUGACCCCGCACGGUCCAGACGUCCAGUGCUUCGAGGGCGCCUCCAAGGCGAACCUUACUCCAGUCAGGGUUGCUGAUGGGACUCAGAGCUUCAUGUUCGAGACGUCGUUAGGGCUGGCCUUGACCGACUGGGGCGAGAACACUUGCAAGAAGGUUGAUCCCGACUACUACAAGUGCUGGCAGGGUCUCAAGAAACACUUCAAUCCCAACUGGAAACCUGGCAGCAAUUAGAAAAGUACCGUUGGCACUUAUUAGAGAGCCACACGGCUUUGAUUUUUAGAGAUGACGGUAAAUAUCCCCAUCCGAUACAAUUAUCACCAGUACUGGAUGCUGAGCAGCAUGAGCAACCAAUCACGCAUAGAGUCCGUGAUAUCAGAUG